CAGAGAGAUCGGGAGUCCGAGCCGUUGAGUUCCUCCUGGUGAGGCAGAGCGUCUCGGGGAGCUGCCCCCUGCCCUGAGGACCCCUGCGCUGCAGCCCUCCUCGCGGAAAUGGCGGGGGAAAUCACGGACACCGGAGAGCUCUAUUCCCCCUACGUGGGGCUGGUGUACAUGUUUAACCUCAUCGUGGGCACGGGCGCACUCACCAUGCCCAAGGCCUUCGCCACAGCCGGCUGGCUCGUCAGCCUCCUCCUGCUCAUGUUCCUGGGCUUUAUGAGCUUCAUGACCACCACCUUCGUGAUAGAGGCCAUGGCCGUGGCCAACGCGCAGCUCCACUGGAAGAGGAUGGAGAGCCACAAGCAGGAGGAGGAAGAUGACGACUCCUCCACAGCCUCAGACAGCGACGUUCUGGUGCAGGAGAGCUACGAGCGGGCAGAGAGACGGCCCAUCCUGUCUGUGCAGAGGCGUGGCUCUCCCAGCCUUUUCGAGAUCACAGACCGAGUGGAAAUGGGACAAAUGGCUUCCAUGUUCUUCAGCAAAGUGGGGGUCAACUUGUUUUACUUCUGCAUCAUCAUUUACCUGUACGGGGACCUGGCCAUCUACGCCGCCGCCGUGCCCUUCUCCCUCAUGCAGGUGACCUGCAGCUCUGUUGGCAAUGACUCCUGCGGCGUGGAUGCGGACACCAGACACAAUGACACUGACCAAUGCUGGGGGCCCCUGCGUCGGGUGGACGCCUACCGCAUCUACUUGGCUGCCUUCACGCUCUUCCUCGGACCUUUCACCUUCUUUGACGUCCAGAAGACCAAGUACCUGCAGAUCCUCACCUCCCUGAUGCGGUGGCUCGCCUUUGCCAUCAUGAUCGUGCUGGCGCUGGUCCGCAUCGGGCACGGGCAGGGUGAGGGCCACCCGCCCCUGGCCGACUUGUCAGGACUCCGGAACCUGUUCGGGGUGUGCGUCUACUCCUUCAUGUGCCAGCACUCCCUGCCGUCCCUCGUCACCCCGAUCUCAUCGAAGCGCCACCUCACGCGCCUCGUGUUCCUGGACUACGUGCUCAUCCUGGCCUUCUACGGCCUGCUCUCCUUCACCGCCAUCUUCUGCUUCCGCGGCGACAGCCUCCUGGACAUGUACACGCUCAACUUCGCGCGCUGCGACGUCGUGAGCCUGGCCGCCGCCCGCUUCUUCUUGGGCCUCUUCCCUGUGUUCACCAUCAGCACCAACUUCCCCAUCAUCGCUGUGACGCUGCGCAACAACUGGAAGGCGCUCUUCCACCGCGAGGGCGGCACCUACCCCUGGGUGGUGGACCGCGUGGUGUUCCCCACCAUCACCCUCGUGCCGCCCGUGCUGGUCGCCUUCUGCACCCACGACCUCGAGUCCCUGGUGGGCAUAACAGGGGCCUAUGCGGGCACUGGCAUCCAGUACGUCAUCCCGGCCUUCCUGGUGUACCACUGUCGCAAGGACGCGCAGCUGGCCUUCGGCCACGGGACCCCCAACAAGCACAGGUCCCCCUUCCGCCACACCUUCUGGGUGGGCUUCGUGCUGUUCUGGGCCUUUUCCUGCUUCUUCUUUGUCACAGCCAACAUCGUCCUCAGCGAGACCAAGCUCUGACAGACGGCAGGAGGAGGUAUCUGGUGACGGAAGGGUCGGGGACUCAGCCCCACGCAGCGCCAACCUGCAGAGCUGCAAAGGAGUCGCCUCCUCACCCCAUCCUGGGUGUUGGUGGGCAGGCAAGGCUGGACCUGAGGGGACCCUCCCCGACGAAGACUUUGCUGAGCCUGUGGCUGGCCUCAGUGCUGGGAUGGGUCCCUCCCAGGUCCCAUCCCCAGCCCGCCCCGUCAGCGCUGGCAGGUGCUGUGCCCGGUUCCUGGACUUGGUACUGCAGUCCCUGCUCCUGUUCCAUGUACUCCUCUCCCCCCUGAGCUGCGCUCCCUUCUCUGCACGAUGGACCACGCGGUGCUGGCACCGCUGCUAUUUAUGCCACACCCCUAGGUCCCUCCUGCUCCCCUCUAUGCCCAGAAGUGUGUCUGGGCGAUCUCCUCCCUGAGUGGCUGCUGCCUGUGCCCUGCUCCUCCCCACCGCCCCCCCAGAAGCCCAUCCCUGCCCCCCACACCCCUACCCAGUCUUCCAGGCCUGGGAGUCACUAAGUGACGCUGCUAGGGGAGGGCCUGGCCACCUCAGUGAUAGGGACAGGAAGUGCUGAUUGGCAGCAGGACCACGAGGGCCCUUGUUGUGGAAGGCAGACUGCAUGGACAGUUCCUUCCACAGGGACACAGCAGCUGCUGCCCCAACACUGGGGACGGUUCCCUCGGGAGCUGGGCCAUGCCUACCCAGUACUUGCAUGCUUCACACUCCAUCUGCCAGGGAGUCACGGGUCCAGGAAGGGCCACCCACUGCCCCUCCCUGAGAGGGAGGCCAGGCCCCAGCCACUCCCCACACGAUCCUGCAUGCCCUGCAGGGGGUCGGGGUCGCUGGAGACUCAAUGUGCCUUUUCCUGCUUCGUGCCCGGAGGUCCUCCCUGGCUUGUCCCUGGAGCCAGACCAGUCUGUGCAAGAGUCCACAGCAGCUCACUGUGGCUGCGUCUCUAGGGUAGGGUUGGGUCUCAGGCCCCUGCCCCCUUUGAUUUCAGUGCCUUGCUCAGCCCUCACGAGCGUACCUGCCUCUCCCCCUAGCCCUGCUGCUCACCGUCUAGGAGCCUGGCUGGCCCAGGGCAGCAAUGCUGGAGGCCCAGGGUGCUGGGAGCUUGCAGUACCCCCGCCCCAGUGGUCAUGCCUCGGCAGUCGCCACAGUGUAUCCCUGCGUAGCCCUGUUUCCCAUCUGUCUGAGAAAUGCCCCUUGCGCAUCUGCUACUUCAGGCUUCUCACGAGGCCCUGCCCCAGGUGGGCAGAGCCAGGCACCACAGUGCACUGAGGCCUAAAGUGACAAAGACCGGGCUGGUGGCCUCCCUGCCGGCCGCUGCCUGGCUGUUUGCUGAAAACUCAAUUAAAACAUCUGCACUUUCCCUUCUCCAAUUACGUUCCCCAUUGCUUAAGGACAAAACAAAUUAAAUCAUCCUGCCACCCCAGGCGCCAACCCAAA
Molecule: messenger RNA, 3069 nt
Organism: Ochotona curzoniae (black-lipped pika)
Lineage: Eukaryota; Metazoa; Chordata; Mammalia; Lagomorpha; Ochotonidae
Gene: SLC38A12
Product: transmembrane protein 104
Exons: 10
Coding region: 109-1602 (497 amino acids)
Source: RefSeq, a predicted model, not a curated record